AUGGCCGAUCAACUCACCGACGAACAGAUCUCUGAGUUCAAGGAAGCUUUCAGUCUAUUCGACAAGGAUGGAGAUGGUUGCAUUACUACCAAGGAGCUCGGAACUGUUAUGCGAUCACUUGGUCAGAACCCAACUGAGGCGGAGUUGCAGGACAUGAUAAACGAGGUUGAUGCUGAUGGAAACGGUACCAUUGAUUUCCCUGAAUUCCUCAACCUGAUGGCCCGCAAGAUGAAGGAUACUGAUUCCGAGGAAGAGCUUAAGGAAGCUUUCCGUGUGUUUGACAAGGAUCAGAACGGUUUCAUCUCUGCAGCUGAGCUCCGUCAUGUUAUGACAAAUCUCGGCGAGAAGCUGACUGAUGAAGAGGUUGACGAGAUGAUUCGCGAAGCUGAUGUUGAUGGUGAUGGUCAGAUCAACUAUGAGGAGUUUGUCAAAGUCAUGAUGGCUAAGUGA
Molecule: messenger RNA, 450 nt
Organism: Lathyrus sativus (Indian pea)
Lineage: Eukaryota; Viridiplantae; Streptophyta; Magnoliopsida; Fabales; Fabaceae
Source: the annotation of a GenBank genome assembly